AUGUAUUUCCAAAUUGCGUUAUCUAUUUUGAUUCUCUAUGCUCAAGCAAAAGAAGAAAAUGAUUUACAUGUAGUAUUUGAUAAAAAUUCAAAACAAUUCUUUGAAAAGAAUGAAAUAUCCAUGAUCUUCUUCUACACUCCUCAAUGUGGUCAUUGUGAAAGAUUCUAACCUGAAGUUGAAAAAGCAGCUAAAUAAUUAAAAGAAGAAGGCUUUGUCUUUGCCAAAGUUGAUGGUCAUAAUUACAAAGACAUUGCAAAACAAUUUGAAGUCAAUGGAUUUCCUUCUGUGAUCUUAUCUUAAGAUCAUGGCAAUAAAUACAAGAAAUUUGAAGGACCCAGAACUAGUGAUAGUGUUAUUAUGUGGAUGUAUGAAUAACUUAAUGAAGGUACUAAAGAAUUGAAAACCAUUUAAUAAAUCAAAGACCAGAUAACUUAAAGUCAAUUAAUGUUUCUCUAUAUGGCUGAAAAUUAAGAAGAUAGAGGUUUCAAAAGAUACAAGGAUUAUAGUCAUGCAUAUGGAAAUUUGGAAUUUUAUCAUACUUUCUUAGAAAACGUAUAAUAAGAAUUAGGUUUUGGUCCUACUGAUUCCUUAGUGGCCUAUAAGAAAUAUGAUAAAUCUCCUGUUGUUUAUUAACCUAAAUAGAUCAAGGUUUCUGAUUUAAAGGCCUUUAUUGAAACCAAUUAAUUUUAGAGACUCUAAGAAUAUAAUGAAGAUGUUGCAAAGAAGAUAUUCAAAUAAGACAGAUCUACACUAAUAUUAUUAGUAGAUGAAACAUAAAUGAAAGAUAGAAAUGCUCAUGAUGCACUUAAAUCUAUUAGUCUUGAUCAUCCUCAUGAAGAUCAUUUAUUAUUUAUUAAAUGUAGUGUCACUAAUCAAUUGUUCCCAGAACUCUAAAAAUAAAUAGGUGAUUUCAAUGGAACACCAGCCUUAUUUGGUUUACAAAAGUAUGGAGUUUAUAAGUAUAAAUUCAAUUAAGCAUUUACUAAACAGAAUAUUGAUUAAUUUAUUCUUGAUUUCAAAAAUGGAAAAGCACAAAAGCAUUAUAAAUCAUAAAAAUUGGAUAAUCCAAAUUAUACACAAAAUGUUGAAAUACUCACAGGUAAUUCAUAUUAAAGAGUUAUAAAUUCAUCUGAAGAUUGGGUUAUUUUCUAUUAUAAUUCAUAUGACUCUGAACAGUAAUUAAUAUAUUUUAUUAUAGUGUAUCCCUUUUACCUGAAUUUGCUGAAGUAGCUAAGUUGAUCACCUAAAUUAGUAAAGUCAAAUUUGCUAUUGCAGAUGUGACUCAAAAUGAAUACAGUGAUUUCUCAGACCCAACUGAUAUCUAUAAGAUUAGAAUAUAUAAAGGAAAUAAGAAUUACACCAAAUUUAUUCAAAAAGUUAAUAAAAUUCAAAGGGAUAGAUUGAUAACCUUUAUUAAGGAACAUUCAAAUUAUGAAUUCCAUGAUGAUACUAAAGGAAGUCAUCGUGAUGAUUUGUGAA
This is a messenger RNA of Paramecium pentaurelia, 1479 nucleotides long. Lineage: Eukaryota; Ciliophora; Oligohymenophorea; Peniculida; Parameciidae. The record is from the annotation of a GenBank genome assembly.